Messenger RNA from Aspergillus alliaceus, 1465 nucleotides. RefSeq lists its product as uncharacterized. The record is from RefSeq and is a predicted model, not a curated record. Gene Ontology annotation, biological process: protein prenylation. The coding region runs from base 146 to 1297 and encodes 383 amino acids. The transcript has a single exon. Lineage: Eukaryota; Fungi; Ascomycota; Eurotiomycetes; Eurotiales; Aspergillaceae. Gene Ontology annotation, cellular component: cytoplasm. Gene Ontology annotation, molecular function: protein prenyltransferase activity.
CGGUCGGCGGCGUUUCUGCCCGCCUUCCAACACAGCUUCGAAUUGGUUGGCAUUGACAGUAUUCAACGACACCCCAGUCAACGCUAGUAUGGUAACUAACAGGCGAAUUGCCUCACUCGGUGUUGGGAUAAGUUGAAGAAUCCCAAUGUCCUCCCCAGAAAAAGCAUUCCAGGAACUCGCCCGGAUCUUUCACACCAGAAACAACCGCGUUCUUGAGAUCGAGAUCCUCCUGCCUCCUCUUGGUCCCCUCCUCCACGAUGACUGUUCCGUAGGCAUUACCAAGAAAUACCUGGUCCAGGCUUUUGUGGCUGCCAGACGUAUAUUCUUCGAGAAAACGAGAUCCAAAUCCGAAUGUGGGACUUCUCGCGCGACUGCUCAGGAUGAGAAUGAGAGUGCGGCUCGGGAAUGUUGGGGCAAGAGCCUCGAGGAGCUUUUAGUCUCAACCGAGAUAAUUCUGCUGUUCGACUGCGAGCAUCUCACAGCAUGCAAUUGGAGACGAAGGCGACUGGUAGCCCUCAAGCGACACCAUGGUCUCCUCCCUGACAAUACGGAACCGUUUAUUCAAGCGCUAGUGGCAGAACUCUCCUUGAUGACGACCUAUCUCUGCUCGCCCUUACACCGACAUACUAAAUCUCCGACUCUAUGGCAACAUCGACUAUGGGUACUGAAUCAGCUACUCCAAAUCCGCGGCACGCAAUCGCUUUCGACACACAGAGUCAACCAAAGAACCCAUUCAGAACAAGGACAUCUAGAGCAGGAAAGUGCGGUCAACCUCUUGAGAACAGAGCUGGCUAUCGUCCUUCGGGCCGGGGAACUACAUCCCCGGAACUACUAUGCUUUUAGCUAUAUAAGACAAGUGCACAAUGCCUUAACCGAUGCUAUGGAGGAAAUCUCGGAAGGUACUUCUGUGUUGACCGAGUCGAUCCUUGACUUGAUGUUGCAUUGGAGUUUGGCCCAUCCGUCAGAUAUAUCCGGAUGGAUGUUUAUGUUCUAUCUUCUGGAGUCCGUUCCGCAAGGAGAUUUUCGUCUUAACACUGUUACCAAGGUGGUCCGCUACGCUCUAGAUGUCGGCUGGGAAGGCGAGAGUCUCUGGAUAUUCCUAGAUUUGUCUAUCAAGACGUUUGGUUUUGAAGAAAUUGUCAGCGAUACUAUGCAGAGGACCCCCAGGAUCACAUUCACAACCACUGUCGAGCUUGCUGAUGGGACGGCAAGGGCUAUAGCUAUGCCGGAACGAUGUUGGAAAACUUGGUUAGCCAUGGCAAGGGCUUACUGGACUGAUCAUAACAAAGUUAUGUGAAACAAACCCACAGGAGUUCGUUGAGAUACCGUCGAAUAUCGAAACCUCUGUCUAUUAAGCAACCAGUAUGACAGGGUGUCUUCGUAAUACUUUGCUCCGCGUACGAACAGAAACUCACGUUCGAACAACGCCUCGCUAGAUAUGAUGUUAUACCAAAAUGCGCCAAGA